ACACUCCUUCAUUCAAAAUUACAUUGUUAGCUUUUGUUUAACUCAAUUCAAUUCAAUAUUUGAAUAUGGCAGAGAGAAAUGUUGCUGCUAAUUCUUCUCUUGAGAAAACUAGUUUGGCUUAUCUAGAUCAGAGGAUGGCCAUGGCCAAACGCUGUUCUCAUCAAGGUGUGAUGGCUGGAGCUAAGGCAGCUGUUGUUGCUACUAUUGCCACUGCCAUUCCAACUCUGGCUAGUGUUAGAAUGUUACCUUGGGCAAGAGCAAACCUUAAUCACACUGCACAAGCUCUCAUUAUUUCAACAGUUGCUGGAGCAGCAUAUUUCAUAGUAGCUGACAAGACCAUCUUGGCAACUGCAAGAAAAAACUCCUUCAACCGACCCUCCAAUGCAUGAAUUCGGAUGUGCAUCCGGCUAGUUUAAAUUUCUUACGAAAUAAAAUUAAGCUAGCUUCUUUUUGUACUCAUCAUAUAUGUACUUGUAAAUAAAGAAUAUUUUGGAUCUCAAUAGUGACAGAGCUUUCAUUUCAUGUACUA
Vicia villosa (hairy vetch) is the source of this 529-nucleotide messenger RNA. RefSeq names its product early nodulin-93-like. Lineage: Eukaryota; Viridiplantae; Streptophyta; Magnoliopsida; Fabales; Fabaceae. The transcript has 4 exons. The record is from RefSeq and is a predicted model, not a curated record. Bases 66 to 389 code for a protein of 107 amino acids.